UAUAAAGGAGAGGGAAAUUGAAGUAGAAAAGGCGGGAAAAGAGAAGAAAGCGUAGCCAUGGACGAUUCAGGCGCCAUUCUCUGCCAAAUCUCUUAUCUCAAAGACAUGCUCGAUCAAGUAAACGAAGAAAUCGAAGCCAAUAUUCAAGUAACGCGCCACAUAGAGUCAGAGAUUGUUCAAUGCACAGAAUUAGAAUCCUCAUUGGCUAUCAGAGAAUCCGAUCUUGCAAAAUCGCUUUACGUUUCUCAGUUUGAGAUCAGUGGAUUGGUCUCCGUCACCGAUGAUUCAAGAAGAUCUGUGAAAUUAUUGGAGGACGAAUUAGGCAGUCUACGGGAUAAAAAAGACGAGAUGCUUCAAAGAAUCAGCAUUAAGCGGGAACAGUUUACCUUGCUUUGCAUAGAAUUUCAAAAGGGCAUCGACAGGGGAGAAAAUGACGAGCUAGUUAAAUUGUUGUCGGAGAAAGAAUUUCUUGAAAAUGAAAUUGGUCUCCUAGGCCAGAACAAUUAUGCAUUGAAGAAUUCGAUGUUGGCAUUUGUUGACGACGUUCUUCAAGAUCUUCAAGCUUCAAACUAUGCUUUGCAUGUUGAGAUACAAAAUAUGAAUCAUGAGAAUGAGAAGUUGCUCAAGGAGAUUGAUGAUUUGAAGGCUGCAUUUGUUUCAGAUUUUAACUAUUCUUGAUCAUUUAUGGUCAAGUAUGACUUCCAGAAACUUUGAGCUAGUAGAACAGCUUGAAUAAUAAUCACCAGAAGCAGACUCAUCAUCAAUUGUAUUUUGACUGACGAAGAACUUCUCUUGCGAAACUCAGUGUAGCCAGCAUGCACAGCCUAAUCCAAGUCCAACAAAUACACAUUAUAUGAGGUAAUUGAUUUAAGUUUCUAAUAUCUUUACCAGGAGUAUUGCAUAGUAAACUGUGCUGUACUGUAUUGUGCUUCAAUAAAUUUGGACCGUUUCUGCUCAAUUUUUUUACUGAUAGAACCUCAUGGAAGAGGAGCUAUCAAUUAGAUAACGAGCUUUUGCAGUGAUACAUUAUUUGUCUACAGUUGGCAUGAGGGUGCUGUGUCACAUGCAGGGAGACUGGUCAAAGUUUUGACCUCCAAGAACUGUAUGUAUAGAAUUGUUAAGCAACUUCUCUUUUUCAAUUGUCAGCACUGCACUGGUAGGGGUCCGUAAGUAUACUAUUGGUACAUCUUCGUCAAGUGUAUCAUUGUUGAGUCACUUUCAAGUUUCAAGUUGUGGUC
Molecule: messenger RNA, 1238 nt
Organism: Mercurialis annua (annual mercury)
Lineage: Eukaryota; Viridiplantae; Streptophyta; Magnoliopsida; Malpighiales; Euphorbiaceae
Exons: 6
Coding region: 58-678 (206 amino acids)
Source: RefSeq, a predicted model, not a curated record